Bombus huntii is the source of this 2008-nucleotide messenger RNA. Its product is annotated as glutamate-rich WD repeat-containing protein 1. Gene Ontology annotation, molecular function: protein binding. The record is from RefSeq and is a predicted model, not a curated record. The transcript has 6 exons. NCBI's taxonomy places the organism in Eukaryota, Metazoa, Arthropoda, Insecta, Hymenoptera, Apidae. The coding region runs from base 583 to 1974 and encodes 463 amino acids.
CUUGUGGCCAAUAACUGCACUAUCGUCCCCGGUGGUUUUGGAGAAACGUGCUAAUGCACGGCGCGAAGAGAAAUGUGCUACAAUGCGACAUGCAACUGUACGACUCAACUCGUACCUCGUACCGGUGAAAAAUGAGAAGUCGCGCGUGUCGUAAUUCGUAAUCAUGCACGUAACGUGACGUAACUAUAAAGUGGCAGUGGGGAUAAUCCGAUAAUGUGAUAUCAUGUGCCAUAUGCAUAAAAAUAAGCAAAUACUUUAAAUACUUCAUCCUUUAUGCACACGGAACCGAGUAUUUCUUUGAAGAAUCACUAGUAAAAGCUUUUACUUGCCUUUAUACAUAUAAUCCUAUGUAUCCAAAAAGGGGGAAUUCUUACGGCAACGCAAAUAGAGGAGAAACGCACGCACGGCAACGGAGCACUGCCAGAGUAAACAUAGACAGCCAGCCUUAACAUUGGCGGCAACCGACGAUUUCCCUACUCUCUAUUACUCUUUAAUACAACGUAUAACCUAUAAAGUGUUUCUCAGAUAUUGUUUCAUUCACGUGCUCCGAAUCUGUGUUGCGAGAGAUGUAUUUUUAUUAAGAUGACUAUUUUCUAUAAAGAAAUUUCUAAAGAAAUGGAGUAUGAACAAAUGAGUGAAGUUGAUGAGGAUAUGGAAGAAAGUAGCACUGAUAGUAAUGAAGAGGAUUCUAUUGCAAGUGAUGAAGUAGAAAAUAAUAAAUCUAAGAUAUAUCUUCCUGGAAAGUCUUUAGAAUGUGGAGAAGAACUUAUUGUGGACAAGACAGCAUAUCGAAUGUUACAUCAUGCCCAAUCCGGAGCUCCGUGUCUUAGUUUUGAUAUUAUUUUAGAUGACUUGGGUAAUAAUAGAGAAGAUUACCCAUUGAAUAUAUAUCUUGUGGCUGGAACUCAAGCUGCCAAGACACACGUUAACAAUCUCCUUGUUAUGAAAAUGAAAAAUCUAUGUGGUAUAGAAGAUAAUUCUGAUGAUGAAUCAGAUGAUGAUGAAUUACAUAGCGAAAGUGAUACGAAUAUACCAAUUUUGUCUGUUGCACCAAUAAAGCAUCAAGGUUGUGUUAAUAGAGUUAGAUAUAAAAGAAUUGGUAAUAAAGCUCUGGCAGCAAGUUGGAGUGAAUUAGGACGUGUACAUAUUUGGGAUUUGGAUAAACAAUUAAAUGCACUUGAUAAUGAUGAAUUGCUACGUGCAUAUAAUAAGGAGUCUAAAAAAAAUGAUGGGAACAUCAAACCAUUAUUUAGUUUUAAAGGACAUCUUUCAGAAGGAUAUGGACUUGAUUGGUGUCCAACACAAGUAGGCAUGUUAGCUUCUGGUGAUUGCAAGGGUAACAUUCAUAUAUGGCAUUUUAAUAAUUCUUCAACUUGGCAUGUGGAUCAACGACCUUAUAAUUCACAUGCACCAUACAGUGUUGAAGAUAUUCAGUGGUCACCUAAUGAAAGACAUGUACUUGCUUCAUGUUCUGUUGAUAAAAGUAUCAAAAUUUGGGAUACAAGAGCAAGUCCACAAUCUGCAUGCAUGUUAACAGCAGCUAGUACACAUACUGCUGAUGUUAAUGUUAUUUCAUGGAAUUGUAAAGAAAGUCAGUUUCUUGUAUCUGGUGGUGAUGAUGGCUUGGUUUGUAUAUGGGAUUUGCGCCAGUUUAGUGCUAAUAAUACAAGAGCAUCAGCCAUAUUUAAGCAACACACUGCACCUGUUACAACAGUAGAAUGGCACCCUCAAGAGGCUACUGUAUUUGCUUCUGGUGGAGCUGAUGAUCAAAUUGCUCAGUGGGAUUUAUCAAUAGAAGUCGAUCCAUCAGAAGAGAUAGAAGACAGUGAAUUAAAGGAACUUCCACCACAAUUGUUAUUUAUACAUCAAGGUCAAACUGAUAUAAAAGAAUUGCAUUGGCAUCCUCAAUGUCCUGGUACUGUAAUAUCAACGGCACAUUCAGGAUUUAAUGUAUUUCGUACAAUUAGUGUAUAAUCUGUCCAAUAAAAAGUCCAAUGUUUAUAAAAUA